AACCUACAACAACUGCACGCCUUUCCUCUAACAAACUGGUCUUCGGCAUCUCUUCCCCUCUCCAACCUCUCCUUUUUUUCCUUUCCGCUGUCUCCUCUGAUUUAUCCACAUCUUUCAACUUUGCACACCGCCAGUACCUAUCACAAUGUCGGUCGUUUCUCUCUUGGGUGUGAACAUCCUAAACAACCCCGCCAAGUUCACCGACAACUACGUCUUCGAGAUCACCUUUGAGUGCCUCGAGCAACUUGAAAAAGACCUUGAGUGGAAGCUCACCUAUGUUGGCUCUGCCACCUCCGACCAGUACGACCAGGAGCUGGACUCUCUCCUUGUCGGUCCUAUUCCUGUCGGUGUCAAUAAGUUCAUCUUUGAAGCCGACGCCCCAAAGACCAACCGUAUCCCCGAUGCCGACAUCCUCGGAGUCACCGUGGUCCUUCUGACCUGUUCCUACGAUGGGCGCGAGUUUGUCCGUGUCGGAUACUAUGUAAACAACGAAUACGAGACGGACGAGCUUAGCGCAGACCCUCCCGCAAAGCCUAUUGUUGAGAAGAUCCGUCGCAACGUAUUAGCUGACAAGCCCCGAGUUACUCGUUUUGCUAUCAAAUGGGAUUCCGAGGCAUCUGCUCCCCCAGAGUUCCCUCCCGAGCAGCCAGAGGCCGAUCUGCAGCCCGACGAGGAGGAGUAUGGAGCUGACGAGCUUGACGAGGAUGGAGAGGAGGACGAGGCAGGCGAUGCGGCCGCCGAAACCGCUGGCGAGGGCAGCGCCGCCGCAGCCACUGCCGACGGAGAUGCCGAGAUGGCGGGCGUGGAGAACGGAGAGCCGGCCGAGGAGGACGAGAUCUCCGAGGAGGGAAGCGUCGACCUAGAGAACGAGAGCGAGGAUGAGCUCGAGGAAGUCGAUGAGGGCGAUGGUGGCGAGGCUGGCGAGGUUGGCGACGACGCUAUGGAUGUCGACGAGAAGCCCGCCGCCGGUUCGACCAAACCCCCAGGCGUCGCUGCUCACUAGUCAUCGUCUCGCCGCUGGCCCUUCCGCACAACUCGUCGCGUGACCAUUUUUUUCUAUCCCCCCUUUGGGUCUUCCCGCUUUCCGCGGGCAAUGAUGAAAUGACAUACGAAGUUAUGAGAAGGUUUGCAUGAGAGUUGAGGCAUACGAGUUGGAACAUGGAGUGAUGGGUCGAGCACCUAUGUACGGAACUCGCAUUCAGGUACGAGGACACGGCACGGUAGAUCCCCUUUGAGUUAAUACAUACACUACAUACCACUUGAUCUCAUGCCUGUGAUG
Durotheca rogersii is the source of this 1279-nucleotide messenger RNA. RefSeq names its product ASF1 like histone chaperone-domain-containing protein. Gene Ontology annotation, biological process: DNA replication-dependent chromatin assembly; nucleosome assembly; nucleosome disassembly. Gene Ontology annotation, molecular function: histone binding. Lineage: Eukaryota; Fungi; Ascomycota; Sordariomycetes; Xylariales; Xylariaceae. The coding region runs from base 146 to 1003 and encodes 285 amino acids. The transcript has 4 exons. The record is from RefSeq and is a predicted model, not a curated record. Gene Ontology annotation, cellular component: nucleus.